Molecule: messenger RNA, 975 nt
Organism: Rhodotorula graminis WP1
Lineage: Eukaryota; Fungi; Basidiomycota; Microbotryomycetes; Sporidiobolales; Sporidiobolaceae
Exons: 6
Coding region: 1-921 (306 amino acids)
Source: RefSeq, a predicted model, not a curated record
AUGGCGGCCACUGAAGCUUGCGUGAGCCGCUCCCCUCGUGCACCGCCUCGUCGCCGCCAGCUCCUCACGGGCCCGACCGACCUGGCCGCCGUCGACACGUUCCUCGCCUCGUUCAAGCCCUCGCGCAACAACGACUCGCGCGGCGAGUUCACCUGGGCCCGCCGGCGUAGGGACGGCGGCGAGGGCGACUUGGCCGACACGCUCGAGGAGCGGAAGGACAAGCUCAAGCGCAAAAGCAGGCGGGUCCUCGACGAGCUCGCAGAACGGCUCGAGGACAUUCGGAGAACCGCGCCCGUGCGAGCAACCCGGGGCGAGCGCUCGCAAGCCGACUUACGCGCCGAAGCGCGCGAGGACUGCAUCUCGUCGCUCGUCAAGCUCGCCAAGCGGUACAACUACGCGUCGGGCUGCUGGCACUUCUCGGUCGAGCAGCACGAGAUCGACUGGAAGUGGCGCAAGGUCGUCGAGGCGAUCGUCAAGCCCGACGGCGCGCUCGCCAAGACGCGGACCGUGCACGCGGCCAAGGUGUCGGCAGCGUCCAACCACGCAGACGGAAAGUACUGGCUCGGCGUCUACUGCGACGACAGCGCCGACAAGGACGCCGUCGGGCGCGUCUUCAAGGUGCUCAAGGACGACCUCAAGAUGACGCCGCUCAACUACAAGCUCGACAUCCUCAUGCUCCUCGGCCUCAAGCGGCGCAUCAACCCGCUCGCCGUCCCGCUCGCCUACUACGCCAAGGACGACUUUAUGACGCCCGACGAGCGCCGCGCCGAGCGGGACGUCGGGACGAGGGCCAGGCGGCGCACGCUCGAGGACGAGAAGAGUGCGGGGCUCGCAGAUGGGUUCGAGUCGGUGGACGAGUCGGACGGCGAGGAGGAGGAGGAAGAGGAGCCGAGGCCGAAGCGGGCCAAGGUGCGGGCUUGAGGGAGGAGCGCGCGAGCGCCGAUGAUACCCCUGCUGUGCCAUACCAUGCCUUUC